AUGGCGCCCUACUUUGUAGAAAGUCACACAUGUACCAAAAUUGUCCUUCAAAUAUUCACAACUUUCAUUCGUUUUAGAUUUCUUCCAAAAUAUCAACGUACAAUGAAGUUUCUAUUGGAUGGUAAACACAAAACGCAUGAGCUUUAUCAAAAAAUUAUCGAUGAACAAGUAGGUGACCUUAACUCCAAUAAAAGUGCUACUAAUAUAUUACAAGCUUUCCUUCUGGAGAGAACUCGGAGAAAUGAAGAAAUUGUUAAUAAAUUCUACAAUGACCAGCAGUUCUACCACUUGCUGGCUGAUUUAUUUGGUGCAGGUUUAGACACUACUUUGACCACAUUAAGAUGGUACUUAAUGUACUUGGCGAAAAAUAAAUCAAUCCAGGAAAAUAUUCGUUCAGAGAUCAACGAUGUUCUUCAAGGUCGACCUCCUACUUUGGAAGAUAUGCCUCACCUUCCACUCCUCGAAGCAUCUAUCUGCGAAGCUCAACGAAUUCGACCAGUCGUACCAGUUGGUAUUCCACAUGGGACUAUGGCCGAAUUGGUCAUCGAGGGAUAUAGAAUUCCUAAAGGAACCAUGAUAGUACCUCUACAAUGGGCAAUGCAUAUGAAUGAAGAAGUCUGGAAUGAUCCAGAAAAGUUCGAUCCGUAUAGGUUCCUCGAUGAUGAAGGAAAAGUGGUCAAGAAUGCUCAUUUUAUGCCGUUUCAAAUAGGAAAAAGAAUGUGUGUUGGAGAUGAGCUGGCCAGAAUGAUACUUUUCCUGUUCGUUACAACCAUCAUUCAGAAUUUUUCCUUUGUCUUGGAAAAUGAAGAAGUCGAUUUCUCUGGAGAGUGUGGAAUAACAUUGACACCCAAAUCACACAAAAUUAAAUUUAGUAAAAUUAUGAAAUGAUUCGGCUUGACUUUAUAAUUAAUGAAUAAACAAUAAGUUUUGCAACGGAA
Molecule: messenger RNA, 938 nt
Organism: Leptinotarsa decemlineata (Colorado potato beetle)
Lineage: Eukaryota; Metazoa; Arthropoda; Insecta; Coleoptera; Chrysomelidae
Gene: phtm
Product: cytochrome P450 enzyme phantom
Biological process (GO): xenobiotic metabolic process
Cellular component (GO): intracellular membrane-bounded organelle; cytoplasm
Molecular function (GO): iron ion binding; steroid hydroxylase activity; heme binding
Source: RefSeq, a predicted model, not a curated record